This is a messenger RNA of Abrus precatorius (Indian licorice), 2953 nucleotides long. RefSeq names its product receptor protein kinase-like protein ZAR1. The record is from RefSeq and is a predicted model, not a curated record. Lineage: Eukaryota; Viridiplantae; Streptophyta; Magnoliopsida; Fabales; Fabaceae. The transcript is spliced from 2 exons. The coding region runs from base 224 to 2353 and encodes 709 amino acids. Gene Ontology annotation, molecular function: protein kinase activity; ATP binding; protein binding. Gene Ontology annotation, biological process: protein phosphorylation.
UUCCCAUUCUUCAACCCUCUCUCAUUCACUACUGUUAAAGUGUUUCUCUGACCUCAAAAGCCUGCAUUGUCUUCCUUUCUUUCUUUCUACCUUUCCCUUCGCAUUGUUAUACCGAUCCAACUAAGCUAUAGCUAACCUUUGUUCUCUUCUCUGUAACUGUGGUUCUCUUUUCCCCCUGUAUUUUGGAUUUGCUCCAACGGUCACUUAGUUGGAGGAAGAGAAGAUGUUCCCUUUUGUUUUGCUGUUCUUUCUUCUUUGCUGCAAUUUUCCUGCACCUGGGGUUUCUCUGAAUGCUGAAGGCUAUGUGCUUUUGACACUGAAACAGUCCAUCACAGACCCACAAGGGUGUAUGAGUAACUGGAAUUCUUCCGAUGAAAACCCUUGUUCAUGGAAUGGGAUCAGUUGCAAGGACCAAGCUGUUGUGUCAAUUAGUAUCCCAAAAGGGAAACUUUAUGGCUCUCUUCCUUCAACUCUAGGAUCCCUUUCCCAGCUUCGCCAUGUGAACUUUAGGAACAACAAGCUCUUUGGAAACUUGCCUGCACAGCUCUUCCAAGCUCUGGGACUGCAAAGUUUGGUGCUUUAUGGCAAUUCAUUUUCUGGGUCUGUUCCAAGUGAGAUUCAGAAGCUCAGGUACCUUCAAUUUCUUGAUUUAUCACAAAAUUUCUUCAAUGGGACAUUCCCUGCUUCAAUUGUCCAAUGCAAGAGGCUCAAAACCCUUAUUCUCAGUCGGAACAAUUUCACUGGCCCUAUGCCGGAUGGCUUUGGUACUGGUUUGUUUUCUCUGGAAAAACUAGACCUUUCUUUCAAUCAGUUCAAUGGUUCAAUUCCCAGUGACAUGGGAAAUCUAUCAAGCCUGCAAGGAACUGCUGAUUUGUCUCAUAAUCAUUUUAGUGGUUCAAUCCCAGCCAGCCUUGGUAAACUGCCUGAGAAGGUUUACAUUGAUCUCACUUACAACAAUUUAAGUGGCCCAAUACCGCAAAAUGGUGCCUUAAUGAAUAGAGGACCAACUGCUUUUAUUGGCAAUCCUGGUCUAUGUGGCCCUCCUUUGAAGAAUCCAUGUGGUUCUGAUACUCCAGCUGCGAGUUCACCUUCCUCAUUUCCAUUUAUGCCUAACAACUAUCCACCUCAGGAUACUGGUAAUGGUUCCAGGGAAAGUGAGAAAAACAAAGGGCUUAGUAAGGGAGCUGUGAUUGGCAUUGUUGUGGGUGAUUUAAUUGGAAUUUGCCUCUUGGGUUUGCUGUUCUCUUACUGCUACUCAAGGGUUUGUGGCUUUAACCAGGAUCUGGAUGAAAAUGGAGUUAGUAAGGGAAGGAACGGCAGGAAAGAGUGCUUCUGCUUCAGAAAGGAUGAAUCUGAGGCCCUAUCUGACAAUGUUGAGCAAUAUGAUCUUGUUCCACUAGAUUCCCAGGUAACCUUUGAUUUGGAUGAGCUUCUUAAGGCUUCAGCUUUUGUUCUGGGUAAGAGUGGAAUAGGGAUUAUGUACAAAGUGGUUCUUGAAGAUGGACUUGCUUUGGCUGUGAGAAGACUGGGCGAGGGAGGUUCUCAAAGGUUUAAAGAGUUUCAAACAGAGGUUGAAGCAAUAGGAAAGUUAAGACAUCCUAAUAUUGUGACCCUCAAAGCCUAUUACUGGUCUGUUGAUGAGAAGCUUCUCAUAUAUGAUUAUAUACCCAAUGGAAGCCUUGCUACUGCAAUUCAUGGGAAGGCUGGACUCGUGUCAUUUACACCCCUAUCUUGGUCCUACCGAUUGAAAAUCAUGAAAGGAACUGCAAAAGGAUUGGUGUAUCUGCAUGAAUUUAGCCCCAAAAAAUAUGUCCAUGGAGACCUCAAACCAAGUAACAUACUUCUAGGACAUAAUAUGGAUCCCCACAUUUCUGAUUUUGGACUUGGGCGCCUCGCAAAUAUUGCUGGAGGGUCUCCAACCUUGGAAUCCAACCGAGUGGCUUCAGAAAAACUACAUGAAAGACAAAAGAGCUUGUCCACUGAAGUCACGACUAACGUUUUUGGAAACGGUUAUCAGGCUCCAGAAGCACUGAAAGUGGUGAAGCCAUCACAGAAGUGGGAUGUUUAUUCAUAUGGUGUGAUAUUGUUAGAAAUGAUCACAGGAAGAUUACCCAUUGUCCAAGUGGGUAACUCAGAAAUGGACCUUGUUCAAUGGAUUCAGUUCUGCAUUGAGGAAAAGAAGCCACUCUCGGACGUGUUGGACCCAUACUUGGGUGAAGAUGCAGAUAAAGAGGAGGAGAUGAUUGCAGUUCUGAAGAUUGCAAUGGCUUGUGUUCAUAGCAGCCCUGAAAAGAGACCUACAAUGAGGCACGUGCUUGAUGCUUUGGAUAGACUGUCCAUUUCAUCUGAUUGAAAUUUCAGGGAGCAUUGCAUUGUGAAAUCCAGCUUGUUUGUGAAGCUUUUGCCUUUUUCUUCUUGGUAACUCUUAAGAAUGUCUUCUAGCUGAUGAAUCCUUGUAAUUGAAGCACUGUAAAAGAAAUUGAAUUUCUUUGAGGAAAAAUCAUCAAUUUUUCUGAGAUUAUUCUUUUUUUGGACCAUUACAUAGGACCUAUAAAGGCAUGCUUUUGGGGGCUCGUUACCUUUUCCCACUUUUUAUUUUACCUGGUGUUAUGUGUUAUGUGUGUGUGUGUAUAAUUUACGAUGCAUAUGAUCAAAAUUAGUUUUAUUUCUUUUAAGGCAAGCCAUCCGUUUACUAUCAAACUUAGUUCUAUUCACUGUACAUGAAUGGCGAGAAUCGAAGAAUAGUCUCAAAAGAACAGUGUUACAUGAUGGAUUUGUUAUUGUCAUGCUUCAGUCUCACCCUUGGUGAAUAAAUUAUUUUAUAAUAGAGGGUGGUGGAAGGACUAGCUUCACGAGACACAAAAGCUAGCUAGGAUUGUAACUGUUCUACCCGAAUACUAAUUUGAUUGGACGUUUUAUUCCUAAGCUCUUUGAAUCAGUAUCGGAAUGGGGU